Molecule: messenger RNA, 4140 nt
Organism: Zootoca vivipara (common lizard)
Lineage: Eukaryota; Metazoa; Chordata; Lepidosauria; Squamata; Lacertidae
Gene: PTGDR
Product: prostaglandin D2 receptor
Biological process (GO): G protein-coupled receptor signaling pathway; inflammatory response; positive regulation of cytosolic calcium ion concentration
Cellular component (GO): plasma membrane
Molecular function (GO): prostaglandin D receptor activity
Source: RefSeq, a predicted model, not a curated record
UCCCGCCCAGCCCGCCCCGUCGAGGCGCACGCUCUCGCCCGCCGCCGGCUCCAUGGACGGCGGCGGCGCUUACCGCUGCCGCGCCAACCGGCACCUGGAGGGCGGCCAGUCGGCGCUGCCGGGCUCGCUGCUCUUCGCGGCCGGCCUGCUGGGCAACGUGCUGGCGCUGGGGAUCCUGUGGCAGCACCAGAUCCGCGCGCGGAUGCAGCGCGCCGGCGGCUGGGGGCGCCCAAGGGCGUCCGCCUUCUACCUCCUGGUGAGCGCCUUGGCCGCCACCGACCUGCUGGGCAAGUGCCUGCUCAGCCCCAUCGUUCUGGCCGCCUAUGCGCGCAACCUCAGCCUCAGCGAGCUCUGGCCGCCGCCAGCAACUGCCGUCGGGGAAGACGCAGCCGCCGGCGCUGGAGACGCGAGCCCCGGGAGCCUGUGCCAGCUCUUCGCCUUCCUGAUGGCUUUCUUCGGCCUGGCGCCCACCAUGCUGCUACUAGCCAUGGCCCUGGAGUGCUGCCUGUCGCUGGGCCACCCCUACUUCUACCGGCGCCACACCAGCCGGCGCCUGGGCGCGCUGCUAACCGUCGCGGCGGGCGCGCUGUGCUCUCUCUUCUGCGCCCUGCCGCUGCUGGGCUUUGGUGCCAUCGUGCAGUACUGCCCGGGCACCUGGUGCUUCAUCCGCAUGGCCGGCGGCGGGCGGGCCUACUCGGUGCUCUACGCCAGCCUCCUGGGCGCGCUGGGACUCGCCAUCGGGCUCUGCAACCUGGCCAGCAUGCGCAGCCUCUACCGCAUGGCGCGCCGGCAGCCCCCGCGAAGGAGCCAGCCGGCCGGAGCGCACGGAAGCGGCGGCAGCACCGGCGCCCCGUCGGCCGCGACUCCCGGGCCUCCCUGCGCCGGCCGCACAGAGGAGCUGGGCCAGCUGGUCUUGCUGGCUCUCAUGACCGCCCUCUUCACCGUCUGCUCCCUGCCCAUGAUCGUCCGUGCUUACGUCGGCGCGUUUGCCCCGGAUUUCGACGAGAAGGCGGACCUCACCGCCCUGCGCUUCUUCUCUGUGAACUCCAUCGUGGACCCCUGGGUCCUCAUUAUUUUCCGGACGUCCCUGUUCCGCAGUUGCCUCCGCCAGGUUUCGAGGAGGCUGAGCUCGAAAAGGGCCCCAGACUCUCAGCUGCUGGAAACUUGGGAGCAGAAAGGGUCCGAUCCUGUGCCGUGAGGCAUUUCUGCCUUCUGAGGAGCUGGUGCUGGAGGGGGUCCAGCUGGACUCCACCCCCCCCCCCAAUCCCGGCCCCAUAAAUCAUCCAUAGUCCAAGGAACAGGACGAAGUGCUUGCAAGCAAACAUUUUCCCUGGUCAGAAAGAAGCGGCUGGCUUGACCUGCAUGGUUAACCUUUGGAACUCAUGCCCACAGGAGACGGCGAUUGUCACCAGCCUGGGUGACUUUGAAAGAAGACUGGACAAAUUCGUGGAAGAGAGGGCUGGCAAUGGCUACGGGCUAGGCUCUGCCUCCACGGCAAUGCUUCUGAAUAACAGUUGCUGGAAAAUACAGGAAGGUCUUGUGUUCAAAUCCUGAUUGUGGGAUUCCCAUUGGGGCAUGUGGUUGUCCAGUGUAAGAACCAUAUGCUUGCUGGACUAGAUGAGCCACUGGCCUAAUCCAGCAGGCUCUCCUUAGGUUUUUAAUGUAGUGACCGCACCAUCAUUCAUGGUUUCUGCUCUUUUAAGAUAGGUGAAAAAUCCAAGAAGCAGUCACCAAAUUGGGGGGACGGGGGACGGGGGACAUUGCACUCCCAGUGUACUUGACCUGGGGAGAUUCCCCCCCCCAAAGCAUUUAGCGACUGGCUCAUGCCAAGCCUGCAAGCAAGCUGAUCAAAGGUACUAGACGGUUUGCGUACUGCCCGCGAGGAUUUCAGCCACUUGUGGGCAGGCCUGAAAAGUUAAAGAGAGAGGAGUCCGCUCUCUCCCAGCUUGCAAGGACUUUCCUGCCAGGUCGCCUGGAGGCCAUGGUUGCUCGCCAGUGGCGACCAGGCGAGUUGUCUGGCCUGAUAGGAGAAUCACAUAGCUACGUGGAUAUGUGGUGCUGCCACGAAAGGGCAACCCCCCCUCGUAUUUCUGCCCACAGGCCUGCGAGGCGACAGAAUCCGGAGUGACCACCUCGACCAUUCCCAGUAGAGCGGCUGUGAUUGGAGCAGUAUGUACAUUCCUAGUUACGCCCAUCUCGAAAUAGGAGACUGUAGAUCUGGGGAAGGGGCAGAAACAGGCAGGCAAAAUGACCAGGGAUAAAAAGAUACAUGUGACUUGCCUUUUCUUGAAGAGGAGGGACGGUGGAGUUGAUCUGCCCUCAACUAAAUCCUACUUUCUGUGUUUAAAUCAGGAAUCUCCACACACACACACACACACACACACACACACACACACACACACACACACACACCGCUUUAUACAUGAAUGGUGCAGAUGUCAUCAAGCCAAUGUUGGGUUUCAUCCAGCAAAUCAUUAGCUUGCAUGGCGGGGGGUUGGACUAGAUGACCCUGGGGUGUACCUUCCAGUUCUUAUUCUAUGAAUCAUAGAAUCAUAGAGUUGGAAGAGACCACAAGGGCCAUCCAGUCCAACCCCCUGCCAAGCAGGAAACACCAUCAAAGCAUUCUUGACAUAUGGCCGUCAAGCCUCUGCUUAAAGACCUCCAAAGAAGGAGACUCCACCACACUCCUUGGUAGCAAAUUCCACUGCCGAACAGCUCUUACUGUCAGGAAUGUUUAGGUGGAAUCUUCUUUCUUGAAGUUUGAAUCCUGAGCAUUGCUGGGGAAGCUACGGAAUGGUGAGCGUCAGUCAGGCCAGGACUGAGAAAGGACAACUGAAACGAUGAAAGGGCCUGGAGCCCUUGACGAAAAGGUUCGGAUAUGGAAUGCUGAGCAAGGGGUUGGAAAUAAGAACCUCCCGACUGCGUUGUGUUAUUCUGCAACAUUGGGGCGCAUCCAGCCGUGCGUCAUUUGAGGGGCGAGGCCUGCCUGGAGGGGCCCAUUGUUCCGUUCCCGCCAAGCUCAGAAGAAACCUGACGGUGUUUGCCGAUUGGUUGGUCCUUAUGGCAAUCACAGUCACACACCCUCCCAGGAGCAGUUUUUCACCUUGGGAAGACCGGUUGGUUUGCUUUAGCUGACCAAACAAAUGUUUAGUCUGAGACAUCUGCCAAGCGCCUGAUAUUUUUAUAACUUUUAUUUAUUUUCCAUUUAAUAAUAUACAUUCACAUCAUCAAUAGUAACCUUUAUAUCAUAGCGAUUUGUACGUUUUCCAAUUCUAAUUAGACUCAUUACAAAAUGACUCAAAAUUUAAAUAAAUAUAGAAAGGUAGAAAAUUUCUCAUUACAAGUCUCCAGACAACCCUGCUAUAGUGAUGUUAAUUGCUUGCAAUAGUCUUUCAGAUAUCAUAUAAAUUUACUCCAGUCGUUUUGGAAUACUUGAUCCUGCUGGUUUCGGAUUUUCCCUGUCAGCUUCGCCAGUUCUGCCAGCGUAUCUGAAGAAGUGUGCAUGCACACAAAAAUCUCACACCAAUGACAAACUUAGUUGGUCUCUACGGUGCUACUGGAAGGAUUUUUUAAAAAAUUUGUUUCAGUUCUGCAAAGUCCAUCAUCUUCAUCUGCCGCUCUUCUUUCGUUAGUAUUUGUUUCCAUUUUGGGCGCUAAAAGCAUUCUUGUUGCAUACAUAAAGAGCCUUUUAUCUUCCCUUGGUAUCUCUUCGCCCACUAUACCCAAUGAAAAGGCUUCUGGUUUUUUAACAAAAGUAUUUUUAAACAUUUCCUUUAACUCAUUAUAUACUGACCAUUAGGUCCAGUCGCGGACGACUCGGGUUGCAGCGCUCAUCUCACUUUACUGGCCGAGGGAGCCGGCAUACAGCUUCCGGGUCAUGUGGCCAGCAUGACUAAGCCGUUUCUGGCAAACCAGAGCACCGCACGGAAACGCCAUUUACCGUGUUUCCCCUUUUUUAAGACACCAUCUUAUACCUUUUUUUACUCAAAAAAAACACACGGUGUCUUAUUUUCAGGGGAUGUCUUGUGCCUUAAGGCCUCCUCGGAGGGGCCAGGCCGCUGGCUCGGGCUGCCAGUUCCAGGCACCGAGGCGGCAGGCCGCUGGCUCGGCGCUCUGCCCGGCACUGCUGGGCGCUCUGCA